Molecule: messenger RNA, 1158 nt
Organism: Manihot esculenta (cassava)
Lineage: Eukaryota; Viridiplantae; Streptophyta; Magnoliopsida; Malpighiales; Euphorbiaceae
Product: CRIB domain-containing protein RIC1-like
Exons: 4
Coding region: 345-998 (217 amino acids)
Source: RefSeq, a predicted model, not a curated record
UCCCGUAAAUUAGGUUUGCUUAUUGGUUUUGAUUGGAAAAGAAAGCGCUUCACCGUCCAGCCGUCAAACAGAACACACACACUCGCGAACACAAAAAAACAAAAUAAAAUUUAAAUUAAAAAAAAAAAAAAGUCUUGCAUUUGCAAAUUUGGAGAUUGCCAAUCCAGUCGUCACCCCCUUGUCUUCUCGAUGGGAGAUUGAGUUUUUUACCUUACAACAUUCCCAUCACUCAUUUAAUAAUAUAUGACUGGAGAAUGAUUACCUUAUGAUUUUCUUUCCUUUUCCUUUUCUUUUCUUUUCUUUUCUUUUUCUUUCUCCAGUUUGGAAGCACCACCACCUCAGUGAUGAAAGGUUUCUUAAAAGGUUUCAGAUAUGUCUCACACAUGUUUGAUGAGAAAGAACCAGAAAUACAAAUUGGGUUUCCUACAGAUGUAAAGCAUGUUGCUCAUAUUGGAUGUGAUGGUCCAUCUGCCUCUAAACCAAGCUGGAUGAAUGAGUUUCAAUCUGCUCCACAAAUCUCAAAUGGGACUGCAAAUUGUAUGGAAGAGCUGCAGAACCUUUCAGUAGUUCAACGCUCAUUAGAUGUAAGCCAAGGUGAAAAGCCGAAGAGGAAGUCGAGACGCUCAACAAAUACUGCAGACUCACCCUUGGGUUCCCCUGAUAGAAGAAGCAAUGAGGGAUCAAGGCAUUCGAGGCGCGAAACAUUCUCCGUCGAUACGAACUCACCUUUUAGUUCUCCGCCAAGGAAUUCCAGGCGCAACCGCUCUUCAAACAUUUCAAUGGAUUCUCCCGGCAGAGAUUCACCAAUUGGUAACCAUACAUCAAAACGGCAAACGAAUUCUAACCUUCCUCUUGAAUCACCAGCUCGUGACCAGCCCUCCAUCCCAAAACAUUCUCGGGCGAAAAAGUCCAAAGAAUCAAGAACAAAAGACAAGAAACAUCCUGAAGACGUCCCUGAUCGUAGAGCUCACAAGUCUGAAACCGCGUCUGCAACAUAGAGUCAUGCAGGCCAUUUAAGUUUUGGAGGCAUACCAAGAAGAAUGAGAGGAAUGUAGCUAACUUUGUAUAUUAGAGAUUGAACAUAGUGCUCUGCUAUGAAGAUAUUGUUAUAAUUCAGUUUCUUCUUUAAUUACUAUCACACUUUUUUCUUGUCGGGUA